UUGUUUAAGACGCUGUUAUGGCAAAGCCAAUCGCCAGAUGUUUGUGUUCCCAAAUCAGAUUUAGAGACUAAGCAGAACGCCGGUUACUACGCGGAGGCUGGUUUGUAUAUCCAAGCCACUUUUAGCCAAAGUAUACAAACGAUCUGCGCCCCAUCUCCUUCGCUCACUGUACGCACAGGAUUACGCCCGUUUGGUCGUCUAUUUUGAGGAGCUGCAACGUUUUUGUUUUCUGUCAUUCUUUAACAGGCAGAAGGAAAUGGCAAAGGAGAGAGGACCGCGUCUGGGAGAGCGCAGAGGAAACCAGAGCUGAAUGGCAGGAUGCAAGCGACCUGAAGACGCACAGAAACCCACAUUUCUAGCCCUCAAUCCCGUUUUCUUCUUCUUUUGGUUUCCUUUCUACCAAACUAGAGACCCGCGAGAGGAAUUAUCCCUAUUCUACCACUUAAGGAUUUCCUUAAUAUCUUUUUAUCUGUUCCCCCUCACAUUUUUAUUUUCCACAUCCAGAACUCUAGGAAUCGAGGAUGCAUUGUGGAUUAGUGUUUAUCGUCUUUACGGGAAACUUUCUCAUUGCCAAUGCAUUAAAAAAUGACAAAUGUGGGGGUAAUAUCAGAAUCUUAAACGCAAAUUACCUCACCUCACCCGGUUAUCCGGUGUCUUACUACCCGUCUCAGAAAUGCAUAUGGGUGAUUACGGCUCCUGGACCGAACCAGAGGAUUUUGAUCAACUUCAACCCGCACUUUGACCUGGAGGACCGGGAGUGCAAAUAUGACUAUGUGGAAGUGAGGGAUGGGGUGGAUGAGAGUGGGCAGCUUGUGGGGAAAUACUGUGGGAAGAUCGCCCCCUCUCCUGUGGUCUCCUCCGGGAACCAACUCUUCAUCAAGUUUGUGUCCGACUACGAGACACACGGUGCUGGCUUCUCCAUCCGCUACGAGAUCUUCAAAACAGGUCCAGAAUGUUCCAGGAAUUUCACCUCCAGCAGUGGAGUCAUCAAGUCACCCGGCUUUCCGGAGAAGUACCCCAACAACCUGGACUGCACCUUCAUGAUCUUCGCACCUAAGAUGAUGGAGAUUGUUUUAGAGUUUGAGAGCUUUGAGUUGGAGCCGGACACGCAGCCACCCACCGGAGUGUUCUGCCGCUAUGACCGCCUGGAGAUUUGGGAUGGGUUCCCUGGAGUCGGUCCAUAUAUUGGCAGAUACUGUGGGCAGAAUACUCCGGGACGGAUCAUAUCCUACACUGGAAUCUUGGCCUUGACAAUCAACACAGAUAGUGCUAUUGCUAAAGAAGGAUUCUCAGCUAAUUUUACUGUACUGGAAAGGACAGUCCCUGAUGACUUUGACUGCACUGAGCCCUUGGGUAUGGAGACUGGUGAAAUUCAUUCGGGCCAAAUUGUGGCUUCAUCUCAGUACAACAUCAACUGGUCUCCGGAACGUUCUAGACUCAACAACCCUGAGAAUGGCUGGACCCCUGCUGAGGACUCAAACAAAGAAUGGAUUCAGGUUGAUCUUGGGUUCCUGCGCUUUGUCUCAGGAAUCGGCUCACAGGGUGCGAUCUCUCAAGAGACCAAGAAGAAGUACUAUGUAAAGUCCUACAAGGUGGAUGUGAGCUCAAAUGGGGAAGACUGGAUAACUAUUAAGGACGGCUCGAAACAGAAGAUUUUCCAAGGGAACACCAACCCUACAGACGUGGCAAAAGCCAUGCUCCCCAAGCCUACAUUGACGCGAUACCUCCGGGUCCGACCCUAUUCUUGGGAGACCGGCAUUGCUCUACGCUUUGAGGUUUAUGGAUGCAAAAUAUCAGAAUACCCAUGUUCAGGAAUGUUGGGAAUGGUCUCAGGCCUCAUCACAGAUACCCAGAUCACAGUUUCCUCCCACACUGAGCGUACCUGGGUAUCAGAAAAUGCCCGUUUGCUGACCAGCCGCUCAGGAUGGAUAUUGUUGCCGCAGCCACAACCCUACGAGGAUGAAUGGUUGCAGGUUGAUCUGGGUGAGGAGAAGCUGGUUAGAGGCUUGAUCAUCCAGGGAGGCAAACAUCAUGAUAAUAAGGUCUUCAUGAAAAAGUUUCGGCUGGGAUACAACAGCAAUGGAGUCGAGUGGAAAAUGGUGAUGGACGCCACCGGUAGAAAGCCCAAGAUUUUUGAGGGGAAUUUGAAUUAUGACACGCCAGUAUUGAGGAAGGUGGAGCCUGUAUUAACUCGCUUUGUAAGGGUGUACCCAGACAGAGCAACUCCUGCUGGAAUGGGACUUAGACUGGAACUCCUUGGCUGUGAAAUGGAAGUGCCCACUGUGCCUCCAUCCACGCCCUCUCCCUCCACCAUCCCAUCAGAUGAGUGUGAUGAUGACCAGGCCAGCUGCCACAGUGGAACAGGUGAUGACUACGACCAGACAGGUGGGACCACUGUGCCAGAGACGACCACAGAGCUAAGCACCGUUCCAGCAUUCCUGUGGUUCGCCUGUGAUUUCGGCUGGACAAAUGAUCCUUCAUUCUGUGACUGGAUUUCAGAGGACAGCGGUUUCAGAUGGCAGAUCCAGUCUAGUGGCACCCCUACUCUAAACACCGGCCCAAAUAUGGAUCAUACAGGUGGAUCAGGCAACUUCAUCUACACGCUGGCAACAGGUGCACAGGAGACAGAGGUGGCUCGGUUAGUAAGUCCAUCAGUGUCAGGGCAGGACUCAGACCUCUGCCUCUCCUUCUGGUACCAUAUGUUUGGCUCCCGCAUUGGCACACUGCACAUCAAACAGCGGAGAGAAAGUGGUCAGGACACAGCUGAUGUACUACUCUGGACGGUCAGUGGUCACCAAGGCAACAGAUGGAGGGAGGGGCGUGUGCUGAUACCACACUCCAAUAAACCCUACCAGGUGGUAAUUGAAAGUGUAGUGGAGAGGAAAAGCUGGGGAGACAUCGCUGUCGACGACAUCAAAAUCUUAGACAAUCUAAACAUGGCUGACUGCAUAGACCCAGAUGUCCCUGCAGAGCCAAUUCUACCUGAGGACAACUUUAAUGAAAUCAUUGUGGACAUCACAGACUUUCCUGAGGUUGUGGAGAACAAUGAAAUCAGCAGAGCGGGGAACAUGUUGAAGACAUUGGACCCCAUCCUCAUAACCAUAAUCGCUAUGAGUGCCCUGGGAGUCUUCCUCGGCGCCAUAUGCGGCGUGGUUCUCUACUGCGCCUGCUCACAUAGCGGCAUGUCCGAUAGAAACUUAUCCGCCCUGGAGAACUAUAACUUUGAGCUGGUGGAUGGCGUCAAGUUAAAGAAGGACAAGCUCAACUCACAGAACUCCUAUUCAGAAGCGUGAAGUGCCAACUAAUGAGAGGGAAUCUCUCCUCAGGGAGGGCGGGCUACAAUGGACUGCCGAUGCCAUCCGAUUAGAGGAGGACAAGGCUCUGUGGUUCAGUGAACCAAUGGGAGGAGGUCUGGGACUGAGCCAUGCUUUUCUCAGGAGCUGCAGUGAAUUGAACCUACCACUAGGGGACACUGUGUACAAUAACGUUGAAUACAAGGAUUUAAAAGAAAAAUAAAAUACACAAAAAUGACAUAAGAAAUAUGUACAGAUGAUUGAAAUUAUUAUUUGAAUUUUUUUCUUUUAUUGCUUUGUAUCAUUUUUAGUUGAUCGUUUUUACAAUCGGAUGCUGGUGUUGAGACCAAUAUAUAAUAAUGUUAUAAAGUAUUUAUCUUAUUUUCUAGGGGGAAAAAACUCAAUUAUUUUUAUUUUAAAGGAUUUUUUUUUGCGCUUUAAGGAGAUGUGUAAAAAAAAAAGAACCAUAUAUGGCUAAGGGAAGGUAAUUACCCCAUGGUAAAGCGAGGAUAAAACAGGGUGGAACAUCAUCCAGUGCUGUUGCAUUCUGGCUAUGGUUCAGUCAGUGCCUUUGGUACAUCUUUUUUGGCCUCCUCUUUUGACUUUUGAUGUUUUCAACCCUUUCGUUCUCAAAAUAGGCUGUUGAUCAAAUCUGCAAAAUAAAAACCAGUAAAUUUUUAGUGUUUUAAUGUUAAAAUCCAACAUAUUGUACAUAAGUUUUAAUAUAUUUUAAUGCCCUUUUCAAAGAAAUGAGUAAAAGGUCAAAAAAGAAAAGCUGCAGUAUCCCUUUUUUCUUGGGUUGUAUGUUGUAAAUACAAUCGUCUGACUGUUUUGUGAAAGUGGAAAAUGUGUGCUUUAUUUCAGUCCUGUUUGGUUAUUUUGCUACGCUCCCAAAAGAUGCAGCUGAAAACAGGUGUUAAUACAAAUCCAGUGCACAUUCACAUCCCAUUUCAAAAUGGGAACAGUAUCUUUUACUCAAACAGAACUCAUUUCAUAGUACUCUGCAAUGGCUCAGUGGCAUUUUUUGUAUACAAAAUCUGAAUUUUGUGUUUUACUAACCAGGAAUCCAUAUAUAAGGCUGAAUAUCAGUUUAGCAUCAAAUCAUCUCAUGCACAAAGAUAUAAUAAUCAUAUUUCAAAAUGUCUGUCCAUUCAACAUACCAAAAAAGAAGAAAAUGCAUGAUCAUCACCCCCAAAUAUUUCAUCUGCCAUUUCAAUGUGCUUAUUUUUCCAUCUUUCGAGCUUGAAUGCUUGGCGUCAGCCGGAAAAUUUGAAUAAAAUUCUUGUAUCAGGGGGAAGUGUCAUUUUAAGAGUGGUGCUAGUUAAGUCAGAUGUGCUAAAAUGUUUUAUCACAUCAUGCAUUGCCUAUUCACAAGCUUUGGACAUCCAAUUAUGGUUUCUGGUUGAGUGAUGUCAUAGUGUAGUUCUGUCAUUGGCCUUGUGUCUGUACCAAAGGACUUUUGCCUCAAACUGCAGGGUCCAAUCACAACCUAUUGUCAUUAUCAGGCAUGGCAAGCCCAGUCUUGGCUUUCAGAAAGAGGUCUGAUUAAUGAAAGCCAGAUUAAACAAUACAUUUAAUGCUUAUAAUACUGGUUUUAUAACUUAUUAUCAAUAGUUUUGGUUCAGAAGUUAGAGGACUGGUUGAGGAAUCAGUACUUUGAAUAAUGUACAGGAAUCAAUGGCUUACACAUUUAACCAACAACAGGGCUUCAUUUCUGACAAUACUAAUGUUUUUCUACAGGUUUCUUGGUAUGUUCAUGUGCUGUGUUGUAUACUGUUGCAAACACUUUUUGUUUCUUUCCGGUAGUUUCAGAAUACAGAAAUCCAUGUGUCGAUGCUACAUGUGUUAUCUGAAGCUCUAAAGGUGAUCGGCUUCAGUCGGGUCCUGUGAGAAAGCAUACUGUAGCAUUAACUCAAAAGAAACAAUGUUGCACUGAUCAAUAUAUUUGCUUAAGUUUAUGUGUUUAUAGCAUUAAUUUGUAAAAAAAAAAAAAAAAAAAAAGAAAAUUUAAAUAAAAAGACAGUGUUGAUUUUUGAAUAUAGUUUCAGAAUAUGUAAUACAAUUCUGAAAUGGUCAAUUAUCAAAAUGUUUUCAUUAUCGAAAAAGGUAUACAGAUUUCCUAUAGUAAAGUUCCCAUUUAACUGACCGAUUAUCUUUUCGUUUUUGUACUGUCAUUCAAAUUUUGUGCCAAUUUUUAUUUUUUUUGUUAAUUUUUUUUUUAACGAGAAGAUGAGGAAGAAAAAACUUUUAUUUUCAAUACUGCCUCUGUAAUUUGCUGUUGUAGGAAGGAACUAAUUUAAUAAUAAUAAUAAAAAAAGCAAGGCCUUAAAAAUGGAUAUCAAUGUUUUGUAUUUUAACAUUCUGCAUCACAAGAGAAAAACAAUCUUCUGCAUUGACUCUGUCUCUGGUCAAAUCAGAUCAACUGACAUUCCAAAGAUUCAGCUCCAAUAAAUGUUAUCUGAAACUAA
Messenger RNA from Xyrauchen texanus (razorback sucker), 5761 nucleotides. RefSeq names its product neuropilin-1a-like. The coding region runs from base 522 to 3293 and encodes 923 amino acids. The record is from RefSeq and is a predicted model, not a curated record. Gene Ontology annotation, biological process: axon guidance; angiogenesis; vascular endothelial growth factor signaling pathway. The transcript is spliced from 17 exons. Gene Ontology annotation, cellular component: membrane. Lineage: Eukaryota; Metazoa; Chordata; Actinopteri; Cypriniformes; Catostomidae. Gene Ontology annotation, molecular function: vascular endothelial growth factor receptor activity; semaphorin receptor activity.